Messenger RNA from Athalia rosae (coleseed sawfly), 3136 nucleotides. Its product is annotated as zinc finger protein with KRAB and SCAN domains 3. The record is from RefSeq and is a predicted model, not a curated record. NCBI's taxonomy places the organism in Eukaryota, Metazoa, Arthropoda, Insecta, Hymenoptera, Athaliidae. Gene Ontology annotation, cellular component: nucleus. The transcript has 7 exons. Bases 501 to 1934 code for a protein of 477 amino acids. Gene Ontology annotation, biological process: regulation of transcription by RNA polymerase II. Gene Ontology annotation, molecular function: protein binding.
CAACGGCAGCUGUGUACGAAUGAAAUCAUCCGGGUGAAUGUUGAAAUGGGGCCGAUCCAGGAUCUCGGGGUAGGAUGUUUGAUACCUGCAGCAUAAAUGGUGUGAGAAUUGAACGGUAUAAGGGGAUGUAGAUGGGGGAUUCACUUGUAGCGCUUGCUAUGGGUGGUAUGAAUCCUCGCCUAGACGGGUGCGGAUGGACGGACGCAAACGCUGAAAUCAGCUCCGGGGAUCGAUACGAUAAAUGAAUGCGUGCGAUUGGUAGCUGAGAAAAUCGAUGAUGCACGUUGUGGGGCACCCUACCCGAAUACACCGACGACAACGGAUGGAGCAAAGACCGAAAUAUCGAUUUUUAGACCCCUACACGGAGCUUCGAUGUUCAUAUCUGCCCUGUGCCCCGUCUGCGAAGCGCCUUUCAAAACAUCAGUGCGUAGAAAAACCUGAAAUUAUUCAAGAGUUUUACGUUGUGCGACCUCAAAUAGUGAUUUCCUACUUCAGGGCUAAUGUCAGAAAAAAUGGCUGUUGCCGCGUCAGAGAAUUACCAAUUGAAGUGGCACAGUUAUGGGGCUCAUCUCCACAGCUCUGUUGCAACUUUACUUCAUUCAGAAUCAUUUGCUGAUGUUUUGUUAGCAACAUCAUGUGGCAGGCAUGUUGCAGCUCAUCGCUUUGUUCUUGCGGCCUGUUCUUCUUACCUCAGUCACAUCUUUCAAACAUGUCACUUUGGCGCAAACACAAAUGCGCCCAUAAUUGUGGUGUUGCCCACCGAAAUUGGCUACCGAACAUUGAAGAUAUUGAUUCAAUAUAUGUACAGUGGUGAGGCAACGGUAACUAAUGAUCAGCUAGAAGGAGUUUUGAAAGCAGGAGAUAUCCUCAGAGUUCGUGGCCUGUGGAGAUCCAAUAAUGGGAGCAAAAAGGAGAAUAUUCAAUCGAACAAUCAGAAAGUAGAGCGUGAUAAAAAAGAGGCAGCCCCAAUGACGCGGGAUAUUCAGAAAAUUAAACUGAUCCAGCCAAUGCCUGAUAAAGUUGUUGAAAAUGUCCAACAGGCAGUAUCAACUCAAGGGAACGUUUCAGCUCAAAAGACUUUAGAUGGCAAACAAAUGCACCAAACUGAUGAAAAAAUAAAAGAAUCAGAGAAUGCCAAAGUACGUGAGGAAAGCCAAAAUGCUGAUGAAAGUAAAAGCAAAGGAAAUCUGGAAGCUAAUGCAAAAAAAAGAAAAAGUAUCAAUAGUGAGACUGAAUCUAAUAGAACAAGAAGCGAAGCUGGUGACAAUGAACAGGAUGAAUUGAAUCUGGAGCUAUUAGUAAAAGACGAGCCAAUUGACUGGGAAGAGUCAAUUGACCCCUCUGAGACCUUGACGAUUGAUCACGAAAUCGAUAUUAAGCCAGAAAUUGUACACAGUGCAGAUGAAGAGGGUGAAAUGGAAGAAGAAGAGUACACACCCUUAACUUGCGACAUGUGCAGCCAAACGUUCAAUAGACCAUCUGAUUGGGUUCGCCACAUAGAAUUCACACACGCUGAUAUGACGGAAAAUAGACGAAGAAAACGAAAGGGAGACACUGACGACGAUAGCAAGGACUUCCCACCACUGAAAUGUGAUUUGUGCGGUAACAUGUACCCAACACCUCAGGAAUGGGUGCGGCACAUACAAACGGAGCAUACCGAAGAGCAGUUAGCCCUCAUGAACAACUCAGCACCUCCGAAACCAAAGAGAGUUCACAGCCAUCAAAAGCUGUGUAACAUCUGCCAAAAAGUAUUUCCCAGCCAUGCAUCAAUGGUUAUUCAUCAAAGAACGCAUACUGGUGAAAAACCGUUUUUAUGUUCGUACUGCAAGAAAGGUUUUAAUGUUAAGAGUAAUCUAUUGCGGCAUCUGCGAACGCUCCAUGAUAAAUUUGUGCACCCUAGCUUAUACGGUAGUAAUGGUAACAAGAACGCCUAAGUUACUCUUUUAAGUUUUUUUCGUAAAUUCAGCGGAAUUGUUUUACCAACUUUUAUUAUAAAGAAACGCAGAGAAAGCAAUGUCGCUGAAUAUGCAUGAAUAAAAUUGAAAAGUUUUGAACAAAUGUGAGAUCUAAUUAUGAGACGUGUCAAAAAAAGAGCGGUAGAAAGUAAGUAUAAUAAUUGUCAAUGGUACAGAAUUCUCCAUAUUUUCCAUUGAAAUUUUUUUAUCUAACUAUUUUGGAUUCACAGGAUUCUAGAGACACAGAAUUAUUCUAGAAUAGAUUUGUCAAACUUACUGAAUACUAUACAGUUACCACUAUUUGCUCCCGAAAAAACAAACUUUUUAAGCAAUCAAAGUUUAACACAUAAUUUUUGACAAGUCCUGUGUAACUGGCAUCCAACGUCAAAAACUUGAAUCAAAUAUUAGGUGUAAGAUGGAUACACAUAUAAAUAUAGUUCAAGUAUGAAUCCAGUACAGAAGGAAAAUUAAGUAUGAUAAUGUAUUGUAGUUUUGAAAUAGUAGAGACAAAGCAAUACCAGGGCUUUUUAACCAAAGAGGCUGACAAAUAUUGCCAAAGUAUUAUAUUUUGUUGCUAUUUCGAUUUUCGCGAAACGUACUAAUAUUAAAACAAAAACUAUUAAAGUAAAAUAAAACGAUUUUUAAAAAACUAAACGAAUGUAAGAGAGUUAAUGAGUGAACUGUUAACAUAUAAAAGUUUUGAACGGAGUACUUGAGUGUAAAAUAUUUUUAGCCAUUAGUUAACUUUUAAUGAAUCGAUACUUAACUACUGAAUAAUCCAAGAAAUCCAAAUGACUUAAGAUUUAAUUAUAUACUUCUAGGCAAUUCGUAAGCUAAUUAUGUAUUUUUAUAUUACAAGUAGCUUGGAUAGAUUUACGAAUAAAGAAAUAUUAAUUAAAUUUUAAACUUCAACUAGAUUAGAUUUCAAAAUUAAGACAAAAUGUAUCAAAAAUUUUGGAAAUGUAUUUGGUUUUCUUCGUAUGCUACAAAUGCAAUACUUUCAAAAUACAAUCAUGGCUUAUAAGGAAGAUCUCCAUCUUAUAUUAUGACGUAAGAUUAACUCAAUCGACGCAAUCACAUUACCCUAUUACAGAUUCUAGAGACGACUCUUCAUCACACUAACCUGUGGCAAGCCAAAGAAAUUUAACUGUACAUUUUGCUAAUAAACUACAUUCAAAAUA